GGUGAAUACUGUUCUAUACCUUGUCCAGCCGGUACAUAUGGUAGUAACUGCUCAUCUGUUUGUAACUGUAAGAACAAUGCAGUGUGUUCUCCUGUGGAUGGCUCAUGUACUUGUAAAGCAGGUUGGUAUGGAGUGGAUUGUUCCAUCAACUGCCCUCGAGGAAGCUGGGGUCUUGGAUGUAAUCUCACCUGUCAGUGUCAGAAUGGAGGAGCCUGCAAUGCUGUGAAUGGAAGCUGCACAUGUGCUCCUGGCUGGAGAGGUGUAAACUGUGAACUCCCAUGCCAGGAUGGCACCUAUGGAAUGAAUUGCUCUGAACGUUGUGACUGUAGCCAUGCUGAUGGCUGUCAUCCAGCCACUGGGUACUGCCGUUGCCUGGCAGGGUGGGCAGGUAUGCACUGUGACAGCAUAUGCACUGGGGGACACUGGGGACCAAACUGUUCACUAUCCUGUAACUGCAAGAACGGGGCCUCCUGCUCACCAGAUGAUGGUAUCUGUGAAUGUGCACCUGGGUACAGAGGUCCAACAUGUCAAAGAAUUUGUUCUCCAGGCUUCUUUGGACAUCGGUGUAGCCAAGCUUGUCCACAGUGUGUCCACAGCAAUGGUCCUUGCCAUCAUGUGACCGGCCAGUGUGAUUGCCUUGCUGGCUUUAUGGGCUCUCUCUGCAAUGAAGUUUGUCCCAGUGGCCGGUUUGGGAAGAACUGUGCUGGCAUUUGUACAUGCACUAACAAUGGCACCUGUAACCCCAUAGAUGGCUCUUGCCAGUGCUACCCUGGAUGGAUUGGUAGUGAUUGCUCCCAACCGUGCCCUCCUGGACACUGGGGCCCCAACUGUAUUCACACCUGUAACUGCCAUAAUGGAGCAUACUGCAGUGCAUAUGAUGGAGAGUGCAAGUGUUCCCCUGGAUGGACUGGGCUCUACUGUACUCAGAGGUGCCCAUUGGGAUAUUUUGGAAAAGAAUGCUCCUUGGUAUGCCAGUGUCAGAAUGGUGCUGACUGUGACCACAUAACUGGACAAUGUACAUGUCGUACAGGAUUCAUGGGAAAACACUGUGAACAGAAGUGUCCACCAGGAACUUAUGGGUAUGGCUGUAGACAAGUGUGUGAUUGUCUCAACAACUCCACGUGUGACCACAUCACUGGAACCUGUUACUGCAAUCCAGGCUGGAAGGGUACAAGAUGUGAUCAAGCUGUAAUGAUAAUUGUCGGGAAUUUGAACAGCCUGACCCGCACUAGUGCAGCGAUCCCUGCUGACACCUACCAGAUUGGGGCCAUUGCUGGCAUCAUUAUCCUCGUCCUGGUUGUCCUCUUCCUGCUAGCACUCUUCAUCAUCUAUAGACACAAACAGAAGGGCAAAGAGACAACUAUGCCAGCUGUAAGCUACACCCCCACCGUCCGCGUCCUCAGCACAGACUACACUAUCGCAGAUACCCUUCCACACACCAAUGGGGGAAAUUCAAACAGUCAGUACUUUUCUAACCCGAGUUAUCACACACUGAGCCAGUGCACAACCGGUCCACAUAUCAACAGUAUGGACAGGAUGAUGGUCUCCAAGUCUAAAAGCAGCCAGCUUUUUGUAAACCUGAAGAGCCUGGAUCCAGGAAAGAGAUCACACACUAUAGAUUACACGGGUACUCUGCCAGCAGACUGGAAACAAGGAGGAUAUCUCAAUGAGCAUGGUCUACUGAAAAGCUCUGCAUAUAGCAUAAGCAGCUGUUCCCUGAGCAGCACUGAAAACCCAUAUGCCACCAUCAAGGAUCCGCCAGCUCUUCUGCCUAAGCACACAGAGUGUGGCUAUGUGGAGAUGAAGUCACCAGCACGGAGGGACUCUGCUUAUGCAGAGAUAAGUAAUGGUAGCUUGGCCAAUAAAAAUGUGUAUGAAGUUGAACCUACAGGCAAUACAGUCCAAGGGAUCUUCAACAACAACUGUAAAGCCAGCCAAGAUCUCUAUGACCUUCCAAAGAACAGCCACAUUCCCUGCCACUAUGACCUUCUCCCUGUUCGGGACAGCACAUUAUCUACUAAGCAAGACACAAGCAGUGAAUGA
This is a messenger RNA of Staurois parvus, 2043 nucleotides long. The record is from the annotation of a GenBank genome assembly. Lineage: Eukaryota; Metazoa; Chordata; Amphibia; Anura; Ranidae.